AUGAUGUGGUGUAUCUCAAUUUGGCUUGCCGUGUGCCUGCUGUCCCGAGCGAGCCUCGGCGACUAUAAGCCUCGUACAACAAUAAGCCCAGUACGGGUCGAGAAGGCCAAUUCAAUUGAGACUACGAUUGUCGAAAAGGAUCAAUUUAUAGAUGCCCUAGUGACAAACAUGACUGUUCCAGAUCUCGUCAUGCAACUGCACCUCAUGUUUGCUGGCGACAUUGUGGGAAUGGACGGCGACAAUACACUUUAUGAGGCUUGGGGAGAGGACAAAGUCCUCACUUCGCACAUGGGAGUAGCGUAUGCCUCAGGACUCUCAAAGAACAGCUCCUGGUCUGCACCAGACGCAGUCGUCCCUGUCAUGAAACAUUUUGCGGCUCACGGUGCACCCCAGUCAGGACGAAAUGCUGCUCCAUUUAUGGGGCAUGGCAACCGCCAGAUACUUCAGGACCUCUUGACGCCGUUUAAGGCUGCAGUGCAGCUGGGUGGAGUGCGAGGAGUUAUGAUGGCUUACAAUGAGCUUGAUGACAUUCCUGCCUCAGUGCAGCCAAUGCUAUAUGACGCUCUAGAAGAAUGGGGCUAUGAUGGAUUUAUCAUGGCAGACGAUACAGCCGACUCACCUGCAGAUGCUAUAAAGCAAUGGUUCAACGCUGGUGGCAUGCUUCAAUUCUAUGACUAUCCUCUCGAGGUAUUCCUGAAUUCAACCAUCGACCUAGUUUCAAAUGGAUCUGUGGAACUGACAACACUUCAAUCUCAUGUCAAGAAGAUGCUUGGUGUCAAAUGGGAUUUAGGCUUGUUCCAAGACCCUUAUAUUCAUGAGAGCGUUGACCCUAAAGAAAUCGCUGAAGGCCAUAAUGACCUUACUCUCGAAGCAGCACAAAAGAGCAUCGUCCUUCUUGAGAACAAGAACUCGACACUACCGCUCCAGCCAUCCGAGCAGAAUAUCAGUAGAGUUGCACUCAUUGGUCCAUUCACAGAUACCCUCAAUUAUGGAGAUUACUCUGGCUCUUGGGGCCAAUACCCUGCGGAUGCUGCCAAGACCCUCCGUCAGGGGUUGUUUGGGUAUACUAAGAACACUGAUGUUGAAGUCGUCUCCAGCUGGGGUGCCAAUACUUGGGAGUACAACUCACAGUAUGUUAUCCCGUCUUAUCUUCUAUCGACGCCCAACGGAACAAUCGGGGGUCUUGAGGCCACUUACUUUGCAAAUCCGAACUUCACUUUGCCCAUUGUGCAAGUUGUCGAAACGCCAGCUCUGGACUGGGGCAUGUAUCCACCUCCAGGGCUUCCAUCAAACAACUUCAGUGCAAUCUGGGAAGGACAACUUGAGUCGCCAGUAGAUACCAAGAUUGAUGUGGAUGGGUGGAUAGGACUUGCCGUCAGUCCAAACACCACGGCAAAGCUAUUCAUCGACGACGAGCUCAUUGUGGCGCAUGGAUUUCCCGAUUCUGGAACUGUUCUUGGCAAUAUCAUGCAGUAUUCAUAUAUUAAAGCCAAUAGUACGCUUGCACCCGCGGGCUCUAUGCCUUUCACCUUCACAAAAGGGGCAAAGUAUAAGAUCCGGAUCGAGUAUCAGGCUUUCACUCUAUACAAGCGCAUUGAGAAUGUAGUUGCACUCAACUCACAGCUGAUACUCUUCUGGAACCUCGUCAGCCGUCAAGGAGAUGCCGUGGCGCAGGCCGUCCGAAUCGCGAACUCUUCGGACGUUAUCGUUCUUGCAGUUGGCGCAGCGUGGAACAGCGACGCGGAAAGCGGUGAUCGUGCAACCCUGGGGUUGCCCCCGAGCCAGGAUAUUCUAGCUCAGGAGAUUUACAAGCUGGGCAAACCAGUCGUGCUUGUUCUCCAAGGAGGCCGUCCCUUUGGCAUCGACUACUAUAAUCAGAGUGCUGCAGCGCUGAGCGCGUUCUUUCCUGGCCAGUCAGGCGGUCAGGCUAUCGCCGAUGUUCUAUUCGGAAAAGUCAAUCCUGGAGGCCGCAUGCCGGUCACCAUUCCUCGACAUGUUGGCCAGAUCCCGGUAUACUAUAAUUACAAGUCUUUUGCUCAUAAGAAGGACUAUCUUGAUACCGACUCGUCACCCGCGUAUUGGUUUGGCUGGGGUUUGUCAUACACCACCUUUGACGUCAGUGGAUUUUCUGCCACAAUUUCCGGCCGAGUCCAGUCAGACUUCACUUCCGGAGAUAUCAUCACAUUCGCUGCCAACGUGAAGAACAAUGGCACUAUCGAUGGGAGCUACGUCGCCCAAGUGUAUCUACUCGGGCGGGUCUCGUCCAUUGUACAGCCGGUCAAGCAGCUCGUGGCUUUCCAGCGGGUCUAUGUUGAUGCUGGAAAAGAGGCCAAAGUUUUGAUGGAGCUCGAUGUUGAUAGAUAUCUUACCAUCUUGAACAGAAAGAAUGAGUGGGAGCUGGAGAAAGGAACAUACACAUUCGCAUUACUCACCCAUGGCGGUGAUACCGCUGAUACGAGCAUGAACAUCCCAUUGCGUUGCGUGUAG
This is a messenger RNA of Phaeoacremonium minimum UCRPA7, 2487 nucleotides long. Its product is annotated as putative glycoside hydrolase family 3 protein. Lineage: Eukaryota; Fungi; Ascomycota; Sordariomycetes; Togniniales; Togniniaceae. The transcript has 7 exons. Gene Ontology annotation, cellular component: plant-type cell wall. Gene Ontology annotation, molecular function: xylan 1,4-beta-xylosidase activity; alpha-L-arabinofuranosidase activity. The record is from RefSeq and is a predicted model, not a curated record. Bases 1 to 2487 code for a protein of 828 amino acids. Gene Ontology annotation, biological process: xylan catabolic process; arabinan catabolic process.